Liolophura sinensis is the source of this 4178-nucleotide messenger RNA. RefSeq lists its product as uncharacterized. The record is from RefSeq and is a predicted model, not a curated record. NCBI's taxonomy places the organism in Eukaryota, Metazoa, Mollusca, Polyplacophora, Chitonida, Chitonidae. The transcript has 8 exons. Bases 680 to 2077 code for a protein of 465 amino acids.
GUUUUUUAAGUUGGGGACUACUGCAGUCUUACGUGUACUUCGCUGCACCGGCGUCAGUCAACAUCAGCGUCAGUCAGCACCAGCGUCAGUCAGCGCCAGCGUCGGCUGACGUAGGCCUAAUUCUAACGGUAGUUUAGCCCAGGGCAGGCGACACAGCAGCUAGCCUGUGUUGAUCACCACGUCAUACAGAGUCCAGGUGACAGUCAACUAAGCGGCGCGCUAAGUUCUCCUGGGUCGUGUCCAGUAGGUCAACCGAGACCGAUUAAGACGGGGUCACGAAUCUGCCCUUUCACCUCUUAGUCUAUUUACUGUGUCCAGCCCAGAUAAAGCCAGGCCGACCAGAACACGGACUUGUGGUAAACGUGUAAAACGGAGUUGGGAAAAGAACAUAGGAGAGACUGAGAGAAACGCGACGGCUGUUUGCAUCUGGAACAGGUUGAUUCUGCUCUCCGCAGCCGUAUCUGGUUUUCUAGGUCGGAAUUUCUCCGUCGUCUGUGGUUUAUCCCGGACCAGUGCUCCGGCCAUUAUAGCUGUGCGGAAAGUCUGUGCAGGGAAAUUUCGGGAGGAAUACCCUGGGAUACACACUCACUAGGCUUGUGCUGACUUGUCACUUUGAGGGGCAACGCAGAUAGCUUUUUACAAGUUGAUCAUAAAGGGUGAAAAGUUUUCAGAGCUAAAAAUGUCGACGUUGACACUUGUAAUAGGCGUGAUGUGGACAUGCCUGUUUUCAGCUCACGGGCAGAAAGCUGAACUGUACCGAUGUCCAAAGGGUUUGAGCGGCAAUAUGGUGGCCUAUCGAGAUAAGUGUUACAGAUUUGUGUCUACUGCGAAACACUGGGACCAGGCGCAGAAUGACUGCCAAGUCAAGGGAGGUAACCUCGUACAGAUACACGACCAAUCCACACAGAACUUCAUCUACACGACGGCCAAAUCCACUUUAGGAUGGAGAGUCAAUGGCAUGUGGAUUGGUGCCCACGACCAGCGGAUCACCGAGAAAUGGGAGUGGGUCAUGGGCAACCCGUCUACCACUGGUAGAUCAAUCACAUGGUCUAAUUGGGCGCCGGGUCAGCCGAGUUGUGGUUUGAUCUGUGUGGAGCAUUGUGGGCAGAUGCGUUUUGACGACUAUGGACGCUGGCAUGACGUCCAGUGCCACGCUCGAUUCCUCUUUAGCGAAGAGAAGUAUCGCUUCUGUUGUAUGUACGAUAUGGGACCAAGAACCACAACGACCACAACGACAACGACAACAACUCCAACCACAGUGACAACCGUAGCGGCAUCCGAUUCCAGAACAAACGCGACCACAGAGAGUAGUUCAUUAAUGGAAAGUUCCACUCCUUCGUCUUCCACAGGACAAAACAACAAUGUUGCUGUGGACAGUGGCUACUCCACACCUAUCGCGGCUGUCGUCGGCGCUCAAGGAGCAGAGAGGAGGGAGUCACGAGAUGGAUCCAUUGAGGGUGGUACGGUAGCUGGAAUUGCUAUUGGAUGUCUUGUGGCACUUUGCCUGUUGUUACUACUGCUUCUGGUGUUUAUGAGAAGAAGAAAGCAGAAGAAAGAGGCAGAGAGCCCGUCGGACAACGCUCAGAACAUGACCUAUACGGGAGUCCUGAAUGCCGCCGGGCCGAGUCUGGCCUACGUGAACCCUCAAGCCGAAAGGACCGCUUACCUGAACCCGGUCCUCUCCGUCAGAAUGCCAGAAAAGUUCGAAGAAAAGUCAGAAAACCCUUACAGCGAGUGUCUUGACAACGAGCACAACGCAUGCGCAGCAGCAGCGGAAAUGAGCGACGACGACCUGGCCUAUUCGAAAGGCGUGUACGAGGACAUCAAGCUGGAUAUGAAGUCGGAGUUGUCCGAUGAUUCCGAUGACGAUUUUGAUCAGUUGAAAACAAAGACCCCGUCUGUGGAAUACCUUCAUGCAAGAAACCCUCCAACCACCAGAAACCCUCCAACCACCGGAAACCCCGAGGAGCCCAUUGCCGUGCCGCCACGAAAUUUGUUCACAGAAGAGCGCGAGCAUGCCGACAACAUUUAUGUUCCCAUGGACACCAGUAACGAAGCUACCUCUCACUACCAAUGAGUGAGGAUUGCUUUGAACCCGGUGGAUUGUCUAACUCUGAAGAAGUUGUACGUCCGUCAUUUUUAAAGAUGCCGGAUUUUCGUGGACCGGAAGUAUUUAGAUUGGAACGGUGAAGAAAGAAUCUCAACACAUCUAUACGAUGCUGUGCAAAAUAUUACCGCAUUUCUGACAUUUGAAAUAUCUUUAUAAAUGGUGGGUAAUCCAGUAGCGAGAAGACUUACAUUACUUUAGUGCUGUGAUGAUAUGUAGGGCAAAACAUAUUACUGUACCCAAGAGUAGCAUUGGAGUGAUUACGGAUGCCUUGAAAGGUUCAUUGACCACUUACGUCACAUGUGGUUACACAUCAAUGACAAAGUACAUAUUUAUCGCAAAUCGCUCUGACACAUGGACAAAGAACUUCGCCCUCAGACGCUAGGUUCGCGCUUCCUCGCGUUUCCGUUCAGCCAGAAUCUCUGCUACUAUCUGUUGUUUGGUUAACCUUCGCUCUCCACUAUUCAUGGCCACUGGAAAAGCACUGACAGAGGACCACAGCCUCUAGUAUAGAAGCUUAGUAAAGUGAGAUCUUAGCGACAAAACGCAGAAAUGCAAGCCCAGUAAACUUCAGUGGUACAUAUAACUGUUACUUUGAGGCUUUUUUGGUCAUAACCAAAUACAGGUGUGUGAUUUUGUGAGAGAUUGGAGAAUUUAGUUAUUUUUUUGUGCUCAACUUAAAACGCUCAUAUUACCUGGUGCUAAAUGUUUUUAAAAGUUGCACUACAUCAAUACACUAAGAUCUGAUUGCUUAAGCACACAUAGCAUGUGGCGAAAAAUUGUCACAAUGGAGCGGGAGGAAACACAGCAGACAACGACGCUUUUUUUUAAACUCCAUUUGUAUGCCAUACCGACAUUAUACUGUUCAUGGCGAUCGACGAUUACCAGAAACGUAGCCAAAUGUUAUGGUUGAAAUGGAGUUCAGUAUUGGAGAACGGUUUAAGCAUUAAGCCUGGUUCUCCUGCCCGCCGGGCGUAUGAGAACCUGGCUUAGGCUGGAUCCUUUGAAUUGGUGGCUGCUUCAGGCUGGGAUAUUUGUACUCAAUGAACUACUUAAGGUCUUUUUCAGAAUAGAAAUAUUUUUAUCUUGUGAAGAAUAUCAAUUUUGUACUUCGAUCAUUGCCUGUGCUGCAUCAUGGACCAACCCCACAUUUCACCGCCUUUUUAUAACCUGGGUACCCUAGAGGGGAGAUAACUGUGUAUAUUCCGGCCAUUGCCGUCUUAAGUGCUUUUUCAAUUAUUUGCAAAAUGUAUUUUGAUGAAUUUUUUGUAAAUAGUGUAUAUCAAAAUCAGAUUACUUGAAUAUAUGUGUUUUGCCGUUUUCAAAUGUUUAUUUUCCUGCUAAGACUUUAAAUAUUAAAUGAACGUGGAAGUAAUUGUUUCGUUAUGUUUCGAAAGCUUCGUUAUGUUUGAAUUUGUGAAACGUAUAUGAAUAUGUUAACUGCUAUACAACGGUACGGUACAAAAGUACGGUACAGCGGAAUGCGGUACAACUGCUCGGUACAACAUUACAGUACUGCGGUACGAUAUUACGGUACAGCAGUACGGUGGAACGAUUAUGUGUACUCGACAAAAAAAAAAGACAUAGAAUGUCAAACUGUGGAAUAGUACUACUAAGAUGUUUUAGAUGUUUUCUGAAACAUUUUGUUAAAUGUAUUUUUAUAUUCAUUUGGUUGUAAUUUCCGAGCUUUACGGCAAUGUAUAUAUGGUAUCACGACAAGCCAAGGGCUGAGCGCUCCAGUCUAUCGCUUUUGGUCUACUUUAAAGAGGGGAAUAAUAGCACGCUAUUGUAUUUGAGGCGUAUUUUAAACAGACCAUCAUAUGUUAUGGGAAGGCGUGGCUAUAGCAAUAUACCUUCUUAUCAUCAACGCCAUAAACGUUACGUUUGAGUAUCUGUCAGCACAGCCAUGGCUUCAUUCGGAUUACUUAGUAAAGAAUGGUCAGAUUCAUAUUUUAAUGGAUAAUAGUUGUUGGCCGAGUAUUUCUAUGCACGACACUCACACGUAAAUAAAUCCACAAUCAUUCUUUCUUUAUUUUUCUAAAUAAAUACAUUUGUAAUAAACUAUUGAAAC